Ochotona princeps (American pika) is the source of this 1013-nucleotide messenger RNA. RefSeq lists its product as uncharacterized. The record is from RefSeq and is a predicted model, not a curated record. NCBI's taxonomy places the organism in Eukaryota, Metazoa, Chordata, Mammalia, Lagomorpha, Ochotonidae. The transcript has a single exon. The coding region runs from base 1 to 930 and encodes 309 amino acids.
AUGCCGCAUGGGGAGGGUGCUCACGCCGCCGCACGGGGCGGAGCUCUGGGCCUCGGAGCGGGAAGUGGGCCGGGAAAGGGCGGGGCUCGGCGGUUGGGGGCGGGGCUAUCCCUGUCAGGAGGCGGCGCUUCCCUCCUGGAGGAGAAACUGCAGCCGGUGGGAGGUGGAGCCUCGAAUUUGGAGCUUGAGGGGGGCGGAGGCCAGGCCUUGGGGGCGGGGCUUCAGCUUGUGAGUGGCGGAUCUGCUCCUGGGGGAGGCGGGGCUCGGCGAUUGGGGGCGGGGCUAUCGCUGCUAGGGGGCGGGUCCUCUCUUCUGGAGGGGGAGGAGCUGCAGCCGGCGGGAGGUGGAACCUCAGAUUGGGAGCUUGAGGGGGGCGGAGCCCAGGCUUCAGGGGCGGGGCCUCAGCCGGUGAGUGGCGGGUGUGGUCCUGCGGAGGGUGGGGCUAUAGGGCCGGGGACAGCCCUGGGCGCCCUAAAGGGCGGAGCCAAGGAGACGGGCGAAGGGCUGGGCGUGGGUAAUGGCCGGGGGCGUCCACGCGGAGGCGGUCUCCGUGGUGGUCGCGCUUGGGGUCGCGGUCGGCCGAGCACUCCGCCAGGAGAGGUGGUAUGGGUGGAGCGGGCACGGCGGCCGGCAGACUCGGGGCCGGUCUGGGUGCCCCGGAGACCCCCAAGGGCUCAGAGCUGGGGCGGCGCCCCAGGUGGAGGAGCAGGGUCAGCCUGGGGGAUACCGCAGGAGGACCGCCGCUCCCCGGAGCCACCCAGCGGCGACGUGUGGGUGCCUCGGAGCCGACCCCCUGCAGCAGCCGCUGAGGUGUGGGUGUGUUGGGCCAGGGGCAGCUGGGUGUGGCGGGAGUGGGGCCGUCCUGCCCGGGAAGCUGCUGUGCAGCCAGAUCGGGUGUGGACCUUGCGGAAAGGGACUGGUGGGAACUGACAGGAGGUGGGGCCCGGGAGAGAGGGAAGAUCUAGGGGUGACCCCAGGGGCGGGGCUCUGGCUGCUGUGGCCCCCCCUGACCC